AUGUCGGAGAAUAGGAAGAAGCACUCGAUUUCCCGAGCCGCUCCUAUAGCUGAAAAGGAAAAUAACGUACCCAUCGGAUAUCAGCAAACGAACAAAAUUAUGGCGCAGCAAAUUCGACAAUUGAAGCUCGAGGAAAACUUCCGACUAAGCGAACGUCUCCACGCGCUCGAAGCGGCAACCGAGAAUGAACGUGUGGAGAUGAUUUUGAACGAAAGAAUAAAGAAAAAAAACUUGGCCAGUUGGCUCAAGUCUCUAAACCGAUAUUGGGACAUGAAAGAGCCAUUUGAUCCGGACGCGACUCCAAAAGCCGAACAACCAUCGUCAUCAACAGCGAAGUCAAUAAAGAAAUUAGCGCCUGAAACUCUUAAAGUUGUGCCACGUUCAGUAAAGCGAAAAGCUGCAGUCGAAUUGGAGACGCCAAGGUUGGCGGCUGGAAGAACAAAUGAGCAAUUGUUACCACCAGAGACCCCACUCGACUUCCCGAAUCCAUUCAUUGAGACGGAUACAGUAAGAAGACGUCGUCAGGCAACCCUGCGAGUUCCCACAUAUGCUCUUCCCGCUUUGAACACGAAAAUGAGACGGCCUGACAAAGCGGAUGAACCGAACCCUUAUACUUCG
Mesorhabditis belari is the source of this 618-nucleotide messenger RNA. NCBI's taxonomy places the organism in Eukaryota, Metazoa, Nematoda, Chromadorea, Rhabditida, Rhabditidae. The record is from the annotation of a GenBank genome assembly.